Messenger RNA from Alternaria conjuncta, 2262 nucleotides. RefSeq lists its product as uncharacterized. The transcript has 2 exons. Gene Ontology annotation, cellular component: cytoplasm; mitochondrion. Gene Ontology annotation, molecular function: ATP binding; ATP hydrolysis activity. Lineage: Eukaryota; Fungi; Ascomycota; Dothideomycetes; Pleosporales; Pleosporaceae. The record is from RefSeq and is a predicted model, not a curated record. Bases 1 to 2262 code for a protein of 753 amino acids.
AUGCCUUCCACCGGUGUUACCAUCACCAACCCCUUGGUGCUCUAUCGCAGUCUCAUUGCUACACAGAAGAUCCGACCUGAUCCUGCGCAGCAUCGCCUGGCAUUACAUUUACAGAAGCUCUACGACCGUUUGAUUGACUAUGAACCGAGUGUAGAGUAUUCCAAGAGACUCCAACAACUUACCAGAGCUGUCGAUGCGGGUCAAAAUGCAUCAUCAUCGGAUACGCAUGUCAACCGUUUCGGUAGAAGAGGCGUUUGGACAUCUCUUCUUGCGCAAAAAGACAAAAGAGACUCUGUAGCAUUGACGCGCGUCCUAACCAGCCACGAUGAAGCCAUGCAACUGCAAAGUCCACAAGGUCUCAUGCUACACGGCGAGGUCGGAACGGGGAAAUCCAUGCUCAUAGACCUGUUCCAAGACUGCCUACCAAACCGCAAGAAGCGACGCUGGCAUUUCAAUACCUUCAUGCUCGACACCAUCUCGCGUCUCGAGCAACUCCGCAUGUCGAGAUCGCUAGUCGCUGGCCCGGGAGCUACUCACGAUGAGUAUUCCCUACUACUGGUCGCACGCGACCUCAUUGAGAAGUCUCCCAUCCUCUUCCUGGACGAAUUCCAACUCCCAGAUCGUGCGGCUAGCAAGAUUUUGUCUAAUCUCAUGACGUCCUUCUUCCAGCUUGGAGGCGUCCUUAUUGCGACUAGCAACCGUAUGCCGGAAGAGCUAGCCAAAGCCGCAGGCAUGGAGUUUUCGCACCCAGUAAACCGGCUCAGUCGCCUGGGAUGGAGUAUGAGUAAGAGCACGUAUACACGUAGAGACGAUGGAGCUGGCCAGAUGGGAGAGUUCGCUGCGUUCUUGGAGGUUCUAAGGGCCCGGUGCGAGGUCUGGGAGAUGGAGGGGAAGAAGGACUACCGGAAGAUUGAGAGAGAGGAAGAGGAGGGGAGGAGGGAUAGUGUGCAGAUGCCUGCAUCCGAAGCUCUCGCCAGCACCACGUCAACUUCAACUCCAGUAGCUGGGGCGACAGGUACCGCAGAACUCUCCGACGCACCAACAGAUUCGACCACCCCGUCAACCUACCUCCCGAAGAACUACCUCAUUCAGCCCACUACGGCCGAAACCAUGAUCGAAUUCGGAGAAUCUUUCAACACCAUUGUCGAAUCCGCAACCAACCACUCCUAUCCCAUCCCCUGGGAACCCGCAACACUAGCCGUGUACAACCGGCCCUUAGAGAUCCCCGCGCAAUACAACGGCGUAGCAUUCUUCACCUUCGCGGAACUAUGCGGCGCAGUUCUCGGCCCCGCAGACUACAUCACACUGGCAUCCACCUACCACACGUUCAUCGUAACCGACGUGCCAGUCAUGGGUCUGCUAAUGAAAAGCGAAGCACGACGUUUCAUCACACUCCUCGACGCCAUGUACGAAGCCCGCUGCAGACUAAUAAUCACCGCAGCCGCCGGCCCGGACGGAAUCUUCUUCCCCGCCAAAAUCCCCUCCUCUGCAUCCAGCGAACCAGGCCAAGAGACCCUAGACUCCGACGCCGUGUACCCAGAAACCUAUUCGGAAAUCUACCAAGAUCUCAACUCGCCCUUCCGACCAAACAUUUCUUCCUACUCUUCCGACACGCUGUCUGAAGACGCACUCGAAGACGACCCGCCGAACCGGUCUCGCCAGGCGGGCACGUCCUUCACGGACGAACGCAAGUUUGGGCCUGGCAGCCCUGACUUUGCGAAUAUAGGGGGUUUGACGGGUGAGGAUGAGAAGUUUGCGGUUAAGAGGGCCGAGAGUCGGAUUUGGGAAAUGUGUUCGAGGAAGUGGUGGGAGAGGUUUGCUGCUGCUGCUUCGUCUGCAUCGGCGACGGGUAUGGAAAGUGGAGACGGGACCGGUUGGUGGAGGCCGUUGCCGGUGGAGUCGAGACAUUGGGAGAAACCUUUUUCUGCUAUUACAUCUCGUCCUGCUCCUGCUGCUACUCCUGCGCCGGCCCCAGAUUCGCUACCGCCGAAUACGAAGAUCCUGUCUAGAGAGGAGUUGGAAAAAGAUCGACAGAGGGAAAUGGAGGAUAUGUUCAAGCAUGGGGCGAGUCCGUUCCGGACGCAUCCUGAUGCGCCGCCGAAGUUUAGCUGGACGCAUGCUUGGGGUAUGAUGACGUGGGGGAAGAAGGCUGGGGCUUGGGGAAAGGGUGUUGAGGGAUUGAAGGAGAGGAAGGAUGGAGAUGAAGUGGAUAGUGAAGGAGGGAAAGAGGCUGGCGAGGUAGAGGAGAAGAAGAGGGAGUGA